AUGUCCUCUUCGGCAAUGUAUGCUGGCAAUCGAAGCCAACAGACUUGGUCGAAUCCACAUCAGUUACGGAAGCAAAGAUCCUUCGUUGAGAGUACACACAAUAAUAGUGAAAGUAAUCGUAGUAGUGCACGUGGAAGGAGUGCUAAUCGAAGUGGUUCGGUUAUAUUGGCCAGAUUGCCAUCGGAGAGAAAUAAGUUUUUGUAUUUGCAAAAACAACGUUCGGUAGUUGAUCAAGUGUGUGCGGGUAUUCGUGGCCGAAGUGAACAAAGAUCUAAAAAAUAUACCUAUUCCGGGACCGGAGAUAAAGGAAGUUGGAGUAGUCUCGUUGCGGGAAAAGAUGCAGGUGUCCACGGAGCACCUAAAUUAGCCUGGACCAAUAAUACGUUCGAUUGUGAUAGAUUAAUUGAGUCGGGGACAUUUUUAAGUAACAACUUUAAAAAAGAUGUUACUUCUAGUCAACAUUUGAUAAGCGACCGAAAUAAGAAGUCAACAUCAAGUGGUUUAUCAAAAUCGGAGAAUAAAAUCAAUCUUAGUAUUAAUCUAACGCAGACAAUAAAAUCAGUCGAUAAUGACUCUUUUAACAGUGAUAUUGAUAGUUCAUCCGAGUGUACUGAUUAUUUGAAAACAACACCACAUCAUUCUGAUAACAAAAAACCUUCAGUUGAUAACAAUAAAAGCACUGUACAGUCUGAAUGCCGAAUAACUUCUGCUGCUCAACGUCGAGCUCAGUUCCAAUCGACAAAAGGCGAUCAAUUUUGUACAUCUAAUUCUAUUCAAACAGUUCCUUCUCCAAAUACCGUUACUUUAAGUGCAUCUCCAUCCUUGACAAUUCAAAAAAGACCACCACUAGUACGUGCUAUGUCAGCACCAGUACGAUCAAUUGCUGACUCAACAAAGAACUUGCUUGCAAAUACAAAACGAAAAACACGUCGCCGAAGGAUAUUACCAAGAAAUUCAAGUUGUGAUAAAGAAGAAGGAGAAACAAUCGCAGAGGUCUCAACUAUUGGACAAACUGGUAAAAAGCUCUUUUCUCGCUCAAGAUCAACGAUAGCAUCGGAUGUUAUAACUUUGGUCUCACUUGCUAGUUCUGAAGGUAGUGAAUCAGAGAAAGAAGAUAGUGGUUCAACGGAUGAGUGCCAAACGGCAAGAGCGCCAUCUUUGAGAAAAACUGGAAAGUCAGUUUCAUUUCAAGAAAAUGAGCAACCAACUUUUCAAAUGGCCGUUAAAGAAUUUCCUCAUAUGCUACGAAGAGGAUCAAUUGCACCGUUAGCCGCAAGACUUAGAGCAAAUCGGCCACCUACAGCGCCACCUGGUUCAAUAUUCCGCAGUGAUUUCGAAAAUUGUACCAUCAAAAUGUCACAACUAACAAAAGCCACAAACAAGGAUGACCUAUCAAACGCAGAGGAUAGAAAGGAAAACAAUAUUUUCAAUAACAAUGGACCUUCUUCAGCUCCAGAAUCCCCUGUUGACUUUGAAUUUCCUGAUCAUGUUCGAUCAACCAAAGAACGUGAAUGUUGGAAGUUAUUUCAAAAAAUGUCUAAAAAGGGAGUCAGUGUUAAAUAUGAUACCAUACUUCGUGGUAUGUUGACUCCAACUGAAUUUCGACAGUUACAAAAACAAAGAGAUAUAGAAAAUGCCAAGCAUCAAGAAACUGAAGAGAAUAACGAAUCAACAACAACAACUGCCAUUCAUGCUGAGAAUAAGAUUCUGAACAAAAAUAUUAUAAAUUAAAUUUUAUUCUUAUCUCUGUUUGAAAUUGAAAAAAUAAUUGGCUUAUUCUU
Messenger RNA from Episyrphus balteatus (marmalade hoverfly), 1781 nucleotides. RefSeq lists its product as uncharacterized. The transcript is spliced from 6 exons. NCBI's taxonomy places the organism in Eukaryota, Metazoa, Arthropoda, Insecta, Diptera, Syrphidae. The coding region runs from base 1 to 1731 and encodes 576 amino acids. The record is from RefSeq and is a predicted model, not a curated record.